Caretta caretta (loggerhead turtle) is the source of this 798-nucleotide messenger RNA. RefSeq names its product mitochondrial ribosomal protein L58 (gene MRPL58). Gene Ontology annotation, biological process: mitochondrial translational termination. Gene Ontology annotation, cellular component: mitochondrial large ribosomal subunit. Lineage: Eukaryota; Metazoa; Chordata; Testudines; Cheloniidae. The record is from RefSeq and is a predicted model, not a curated record. Gene Ontology annotation, molecular function: peptidyl-tRNA hydrolase activity; translation release factor activity, codon nonspecific.
GACACCUAAGGGGAGUGCACGCAAAGGGCCCAAGAUGGCGGCGCGCGUGCUGCGGGGCCUUUGCCGAGCGAGGCCGGCGCUGCUUCCCGCCCGGACCCCGCCCGGAAUCGUACACCGAGCCGCCGCCGCCGCCGCCGCCGCCCCCAGCUCCGAGUUCCGAAGCGAAUACGCCCUGGACAGGCUCUAUCUGGAGCAGGCCAGAAGCGACCCCGCGGAGGGCACCCAAGAUGGGACAAAACAAACUUCUCCUGAUAUUCCUAUGGACUGUCUGUCCAUAUCCUAUUGCCGGAGCAGUGGACCCGGAGGCCAGAAUGUUAAUAAAGUGAAUAGUAAGGCAGAAGUUAGAUUCCAUUUGGCAUCAGCAGAUUGGAUUGCAGAAGAUGUGAGGCAGAAAAUAGCAGUGAUGCACAAGAAUAAAAUAAAUAAAUCUGGCGAGCUGAUCAUAAACUCUGAAGUGAGUCGCUACCAAAUGAAGAAUCUGGCAGAUUGCUUGCAAAAAAUCAGAAACAUGAUUAAGGAGGCUACUCAGAAAUCCAGUGUGGUAUCCAAGGAGAAUUCCCAGCUCCUUAUAGCCAGGGUGCAAAAAAUGAAUCGUGAACGACUGCGACAGAAAAAAAUUCAUUCGACUAUAAAACAAAGCAGGAGGGUAGACUUUGAUUGAAGACAACAACAAAAUUCCCUGGAUGUUGUAUUUUUAAACACAUUGGCCUGGAAACUGAAGAGGAUACACAAAUUAUAAACGGUCUUUAAAAAAGUCUUUGCUUAAAACAUGUAAAAAUAAAAUGUAAUUUAACAUGA